UUCCAUCAUCCUCUCUUCUAUGAAAGAAGAGAAAGGCUGGUCGUCAGAAAUAUCCUCUCUCUUUAUUUAUUUCUUCUUUUAUAUAUUCGUUGACUGCUUCCUUUUCAAAUGCUUUUUUUUGGUGAAGGUUGUUUGGGCGCAGAGGAUGUUUGGAUGCGCCCUUAAUAAAAAGUAUACGGUAGAUUUUUUACAGAUGCCGUUUCUUGGAUUUCGAAAAGAUGCUAAAAACCAUACAUAAUUUUAGAAAUUAUGAAUCAUUUGGAAUCACUGACGAUUAUGUAGAUAUUCAGAUAAACAGGGGUCGCAAUUUUAAGACUUGCGCCCCAAUAUACUCGCGCCCAAAAAUCCAAUUCCUUUUCAAAUUCUUUUUACUUCUUUUGCCUCUUCCCCAUUUACUCCGCCAGCCCCGCCAAAAUCGAUACUAACAUUUUCUACUCUUUUUUCAUUCUUCCCUUUGCUUAUUUCUUUUUUUCUUAUUUUACCAUCGUCUUGUCAAAUGGCCGUCAUCCGCCCCCGGUCGUCGCCCUUUGCCUUCUUUUUCUAAACUUCCCUUUGCUUUUCUUUAUUUUUCAGUUUAUCCCUUUUCUUUUUAUACUAAACACAACUACUUCUUCUUUUUCAUCAGUCCAUUGCAGGUCGUCCUCUUUUUGCCAUCUUCUUUUCUUUCAUUUCUUUUUUU
Molecule: messenger RNA, 679 nt
Organism: Meloidogyne enterolobii
Lineage: Eukaryota; Metazoa; Nematoda; Chromadorea; Rhabditida; Meloidogynidae
Source: the annotation of a GenBank genome assembly